ACAGAAUCAAACAGUUUACAAUUCCGUGAAGAAACGAUGGCGAUAUGCCCAAAAUACCGCAGGCUGUCCAGUUGUGACGGAAAUGACAAAGUUGGCAAAUUUCGAUGUUGUUUCCACUCCCGCUCAUCCGUAAGGUUUCGGCCUAUGAUUUCCAGGUAACAAGAAUGACGAAUAAGGAAACAAUCUUAGAGGGCAGCGAGGAUGAAGAGAUGGAUGAAUGCUGGCUGAAGAGUUUACUUAAUUAAAUAUUUAAUUGUAAUACCUUAACCCUAACUCCCUAAGCUUAGUGCCACUCUAAUUUGCACUCGAUUCCUGUCUUCUCAACACCAUCAUAGUUUCAGAUGGAAGCAGAACCGUUAACGACUGAGGCAAUUGCUCUCACAGAGAAAAAAAUGGACAUGACGCUUGAUGAUAUCAUCAAAAUGUCGAAAAAUGAUUCAUAUAAAGUUAAGAAUGGGAAGCAAAGAGUGUCAAAUAAAAGCCAUAAGUUUUAUAAUAAUGGUGCUCACGAUAAGUCUGACAAGUUCAAGAGGUUUAUGGAAACAAAAUCAUCUCUUAGACAGGGAAAUCUUGCCAAAAGGAGAUCGAGUAUUCAUGACAACCAAUUCCCAUGGAUAACUCAGGCAGCCAGAAGGGCUGCAGUUGCUCCUAUUCGCAGUAGAGGCUUCAAUCGAAGCAGGGUUGCUGCUCCGCGGGUGCACAGCAAUUUCACCAGCAAGGUUGGCUUCUUUGUUAAGCAACAGGCGCAGUACAAGCUGAAGCCUAUCACAAAGCAGAAGCUUCAGACAUUAGAUUCAUUGUUUGCAAAUAUGCAGGAGCAAAGAAUGAAGACCUUGAGCUUGUCUCAACAACACACCUAUGCUGCAAGAAGAAAUGGCAGUGACGGGAAGAGCAUUGUGCCACCACCUUGGGCAAGAGGCUAUUUCGAGAACUGAUAAUCUAAUGCUUCCCUCACCCUGUCCACAAUGGUGUUUGUAGGGACUACUUUUUAGCAGUAGGUUUUUGGAUGCUUCUGUUACCCAAAUUUUAUUAGGUUUAGGUUAAAACUUCAAUGCCAAUCAGAAUUAUUAUUUUUUGGUUGGAAUGAAUUGACCAUCGCAUA
Cuscuta campestris is the source of this 1102-nucleotide messenger RNA. The record is from the annotation of a GenBank genome assembly. NCBI's taxonomy places the organism in Eukaryota, Viridiplantae, Streptophyta, Magnoliopsida, Solanales, Convolvulaceae.